AUGUCUGAGAAUCAUUUUGACUUUUUGGUUUUGGGUGGUGGUAGUGGUGGUAUUGCCACUGCAAGACGUGCUGCCAAGUACGGUGUAAAGGUUGGUCUGAUCGAAAAGACAAGAAUGGGUGGUACUUGUGUCAAUGUCGGUUGUGUACCAAAGAAGGUGAUGUGGAAUGCCGCCACCAUCAAGGAGGCAUUGCAUGCCGCUCCAUUCUAUGGAUUCGAAGGUGCCGAUAAGGUCACUUACCACUGGCCAACCAUCAAGAAGAAUCGUGAUGCCUACAUCGCUCGUCUCAAUGGAAUCUACAAUAACAUGUUGGCCGGUUCCAACGUCAAGUCCAUCAAUGGCUGGGGAAAAUUCACUGGUCCACGUCAGUUGGAGGUAGACGGUCAGGUAUAUACCGCCGAUAACAUUUUGAUUGCCACCGGUGGAUAUCCUCAGAUUCCACAGGUUCCAGGAGCGGAACUCGGAAUUACCUCCGAUGGAUUCUUUGAUUUGGCUGAGUUGCCCAAGUCGGUUGCUGUGAUUGGCGCUGGCUAUAUCGCUGUGGAACUGGUUGGAAUUCUCAAUACUCUCGGUAGUAAAUCGAGUUUGGUCAUCAGACACGAUCAUUUCUUGAGAACGUUCGACGAUAUCGUCGCUCACAAACUUCAGGAGCAGAUGGUCACCGACGGAAUCAACAUUGUUACCAACUCGACGAUUUCCGCGCUACGCAAGACUGAGAAUGGACAGAUCGUUGUCGUCACUAACCACACUGAGUUGCCACCGGUCGACACUGUUAUCUGGGCCAUCGGAAGAGAUCCAUCGACCAAGGGUAUCGGAUUGGAGGCCGCCGGUGUCUCAGUGAACGAACGUGGAUACAUCAAAGUCGAUGAAUUCCAAUACACCGGUGCACAAGGUGUCUUUGCUGUCGGUGAUGUCACUGGAAACAAAGAGUUGACACCAGUUGCCAUCGCUGCAGGUCGUCGUCUUGCCGAACGUCUCUUCAACAAGCAAGAGGGACUCAAAUUCGACUAUGAAAAUAUUCCAUCCGUUGUUUUCAGUCAUCCACCAAUUGGAACAGUUGGUCUUACAGAGAAAGAAGCAAUUGCAAAAUAUGGAAAAGAAAAUGUUAAAGUUUAUAAUAGCAGUUUCACAAAUAUGUAUUAUGCAGUUGUAGAUGAUUAUAAACCAAAGACUUUUAUGAAAUUGAUUGUCACUGGAAAGGAAGAGAAAGUUGUUGGAAUUCAUUCAAUUGGUAUUGGUAGUGAUGAAAUGAUCCAAGGUUUUGCUGUUGCAAUUAAGAUGGGUGCAAACAAAUCAGAUUUAGAUAAUACUUGUGCUAUUCAUCCAACAGCUUCUGAAGAAAUGGUUUUAUUCAUGUAA
This is a messenger RNA of Heterostelium album PN500, 1359 nucleotides long. RefSeq names its product glutathione-disulfide reductase (gene gsr). Gene Ontology annotation, biological process: cellular response to oxidative stress; glutathione metabolic process; cell redox homeostasis. Bases 1 to 1359 code for a protein of 452 amino acids. The transcript has 3 exons. Gene Ontology annotation, molecular function: flavin adenine dinucleotide binding; glutathione-disulfide reductase (NADPH) activity; NADP binding. NCBI's taxonomy places the organism in Eukaryota, Evosea, Eumycetozoa, Acytosteliales, Acytosteliaceae. The record is from RefSeq and is a predicted model, not a curated record. Gene Ontology annotation, cellular component: cytosol; mitochondrion.